This is a messenger RNA of Ahaetulla prasina, 14897 nucleotides long. RefSeq names its product sushi, von Willebrand factor type A, EGF and pentraxin domain containing 1 (gene SVEP1). Gene Ontology annotation, molecular function: calcium ion binding. The transcript is spliced from 48 exons. Lineage: Eukaryota; Metazoa; Chordata; Lepidosauria; Squamata; Colubridae. The coding region runs from base 359 to 11104 and encodes 3581 amino acids. The record is from RefSeq and is a predicted model, not a curated record.
CAGCAGCAACUUCGGCAGAGCGAGGAAGAGGACGGGGGUAGAAGAAGCGGCGGGAAGGGAGGGCGCAGACACUCGUAUCUCCCUUUUUUUUUUUGCCUUUCGAGCGCGGCGGGGAAGGGCUUGCCGAGGGGGCGGCGGCGACGGUGAAAGGAGAAUAAUUUUUUAGCAGGGAAGCGCCAAACCGAGACAAACGCGCGCAAGCCCUCGCCACGUGCGCGCGGCGGUGAAGCGAGUGGGGGACUUAAACCCAGCCAUCGGGGGGGAAAAAAGGGCCGGGCCGGGCGUGAGAGGAGGGAGCAAACUCGGGGAAGAAAAAAAAAAAGGACUUAAUCGUAGACGGGCGGACGAGCCCGUUGGGAUGUGGUUCGCGGGGCUGUGCUUGUGGGUCGGCGGGGCUUUGGCGUGGGCGCCCGCGCAGCCCCGCAGCCUGUAUCGCCCCUUCAACUUGAGUUCUCUAGCGGCGCUCUCGGCUCCGUUCAAGCCGGCCGCCUCCGGGACGUUGUUGUCGGAGUCGCCCGCGGCGACCACGGGCAACAAAGUGGAGAAACUCGGGCGGGCUUUCAAGCGGCAGGUGAGGCAGCUGCGGGAGAAGAGCGACCGCUUGGAACUGGUCUUCUUGGUGGACGAGUCGUCUAGCGUGGGGCAGGCUAACUUUCUCAGCGAGCUGCGCUUCGUCAAGAAGCUGCUCUCCGACUUCCCGGUCGUGCCCACGGCCACGCGGGUGGCCAUCGUGACCUUCUCCUCCAAGAACAACGUGGUGCCACGCGUGGACUACAUCUCGCCUCCCACUCGGGCGCAGCAGCGGCAGCACAAGUGCGCCCUACUCAGCCGCGAAAUCCCGGCCAUCGGCUACCGAGGGGGCGGCACCUACACCAAGGGGGCUUUCCAGCAAGCCGCGCAAAUAUUGGUUCACUCCCGCAUAAAUGCUACCAAAGUAAUAUUUUUGAUUACGGAUGGAUAUUCCAAUGGAGGGGAUCCUCGUCCCAUUGCAGCAUCCUUGCGUGACUUUGGAGUAGAAAUCUUCACGUUUGGGAUAUGGCAAGGCAAUAUCAGAGAGCUGAAUGACAUGGCUUCUCACCCAAAGGAGGAACACUGCUACUUGCUCCACAGUUUUGCAGAGUUUGAAGCUUUAGCGCGCAGAGCUCUCCAUGAAGAUCUGCCUUCUGGAAGUUACAUUCAGGAAGACAUAGCAUAUUGCUCCUAUCUUUGUGAGGGGACUGAAAAUUGUUGUGAUACCAUGGCAAGUUGCAAGUGUGGUACUCACACAGGACACUUUGAGUGUAUCUGUGAAAAGGGAUACUAUGGCAAAGGACUACAGCAUGAAUGUACAGCCUGCCCAUCUGGAACUUACAAGCCUGAAGGAUCACCAGGUGGGAUCAGCACCUGCACCGCGUGUCCUGAUGAGAAUCACACUUCUCCACCAGGAAGUACCUCUAUGGAGGACUGUAUAUGCAAGGAAGGGUAUCGUCCUAGAGGUAAAUCGUGUGAAGUGGUCCACUGCCCUGAGCUGCAGCCUCCAGAAAAUGGUUAUUUUAUCCAGAAUGUGUGCAACAAUUAUUUCAAUGCUGCUUGUGGAAUUCGAUGUAAAACAGGAUUUGAUCUUGUUGGAAGUAGCAUACGACUUUGCCAGCCAAACGGUGCCUGGUCUGGUUCAGAGACGACUUGCAGGGUUCGCACAUGCCUCAAACUCUCAACCCCUCAAAACGGCCAUAUUAAUUGCUCAUUAAGUGAGAUCUCUUAUAAGACUGUGUGCUUAUUCACUUGCAACGAAGGCUACGAACUGGAAGGCCACACCAAACUUACCUGUCAAGGCAACUCUCAGUGGGAUGGGAAGGAACCAAAAUGUGUUGAGUUGCAUUGUCCUGCCUUCCUAAAACCAAAAGGUGUUAUUGUUCACCCUUAUAUUUGUGGGCUUGAACAAUCAAAAUAUGGCACUGUGUGCAGGCUCAGUUGUCCAAAUGGAUUCCUUUUGUCUGGUGUAACAGAAGACCUGAGGUGUUUACACACUGGGAAAUGGAGUGAAAAUGUGCAGAUAGCUGUUUGUAAAGACAUUGAACCGCCACAAAUUAGCUGUCCAAAUGAUAUUGAAACACCAACUCUGGAAAACCAGAAUUCAGCAAAUAUUAGCUGGCAGAUUCCAGAUGCAAUUGAUAAUUCUAGAGACGAGGUGUUAGUUCAGGUUACUCCAGCCUUUAUACCACCCUACCUUUUCCCAAUUGGAGAAGUUGGCAUUACAUAUACAGCAACUGACAGAGCUGGAAAUGAGGCAAGCUGCUCUUUCAAGAUCAAAGUGAUUGACAUUGAAGCUCCAGUAAUUGAUGAAUGUAGAUCUCCACUACCAAUUCAAAUCACUGAGAAGGAGCACAAAGUAACAUGGGAUGAGCCACAAUUUUCAGACAAUUCAGGAUCUGCCUUAAUAAUAACUAAAACUCACUCACCUGGAGAUCUGUUUCCCAAAGGAGAAACACUGGUUCAGUAUACAGCCACUGACUUGGCUGGAAAUAACAGGACAUGUGAGAUUAAUAUUGUCAUAAGAGGUUCUCCUUGCGAAAUUCCCUUUACUCCACUGAAUGGUGAUUUUAAAUGCAUUGAAAAUGAGUCAGGAGUUAAUUGCACAUUAUUUUGCAUGGAGGGAUAUGAUUUCACAACAGGUUCCAAUGAAAAUUACUACUGUGCCUAUGCAGAUGGUAUCUGGAAUCCUCCUUACUCCAAUCAAUGGCCUGACUGUUCUUUGAAUCGUUUGGCAAAUCACGGUUUUAAAUCCUUUGAAAUGUUGUAUAAAGCAACACGAUGUGAUGACAAUAAUCUUCUUAAAAAUUUUGUGGAAGUUUUUCAAAGUGCACUUGGUAAAAUGGUUCCAUCGUUUUGCAAUGACAUCGAUGACAUUGACUGUAGAUUUGAGGAUCUGCCACAGAAGCAUUGCUUAGAAUAUAAUUACAACUAUGAAAAUGGCUUUGCAAUUGGUCCGGGUGGCUGGGGUGCCAUAAAUCGGCUGGAUUACUCUUAUGAUGAUUUUGUUGAAGUAGAUUCUGAAGAGCAACGUCCUAAAUUACCAUCUGAUUCUAUGGAUGUGGCAAACUCCCGGGUCAAAAGACACAAAAAAAUAAAUAUGCCCAUGUCAGACCACAAAAUAAAGUUAAUUUUUAAUAUCACUGCUACUGUACCACUGCCUGACAAACGCAAUGAUUCUCUGGAAGCAGAAAACCAGCAGCGCCUUCUAAAAACACUAGAGAGGAUCACAAAUAGAUUGAAAAGAACUCUCAACAAGCAUCCCAUGUAUUCUUUUCAGUUAUCUUCUGAGUUGCUUGUAGCUGACAUCAAUUCUCUAGAAGCUGAUAAGGCUUUUCUCUUCUGCAAACCGGGCUCUGUUCUACGGGGGCGAAUGUGUGUUAAUUGUCCUUUGGGUACUUACUAUUCUCUGGAACAUCAUGCAUGUGAAAGUUGCUGGAUUGGAUCAUAUCAAGAUGAGGAAGGACAGGUAGAAUGUAAAAACUGUCCAUCUAACACCUACACUGAAUAUCUCCAUUCCAGAAGCGUGUCAGAAUGCAAAGCUCAGUGCAAGCCGGGAACUUCUUCUCCAAACGGCCUUGAGAUCUGUGAAUCAUGUCCCUUUGGCAAAUAUCAGCCUACCACUGGAUCUAAGCACUGCAUUUCUUGUCCAGAAAAUAUGUCAACAGUCAAAAGAGGAGCUGUGGAUAUAUCAGCAUGUGGAGUUCCUUGCCCAGCUGGAGAAUUCUCACGUUCUGGUUUAAUGCCGUGCCAUCCUUGUCCCAGGGACUAUUACCAACCUGAUCCAGGAAAGUCCUAUUGCUUAUCUUGUCCAUUUUAUGGAACAACAACAAUCAUUGGAGCCAGAUCUAUAGCAGACUGCUCAAGUUUUGGCUCUACUUUUUCUGCAGCGGAGGAGAGUGUGGUGCUUCCAGUUGCUCCAGAAAAUAUCAGCAAGGGCCCCAAAGUCAGCAGCCAGAUAUUCCAUGAAUGUUUGCUGCAACCAUGUCAUAACAGUGGAACUUGCAAACAGGUUGGAAGUGGUUACAUUUGCAUAUGCCCACCAGGAUAUGCAGGAUUAAAAUGUGAAAAAGAGAUUGAUGAAUGCAAGUCAUCUCCCUGUCUCAACAAAGGGAUUUGCAAGGAUGGCACUGCAGCAUUCAUUUGCCAGUGUCAGCCAGGCUACUCAGGCUUACUAUGUGAAGAAGAUGUAAAUGAAUGCAGUUCAAAUCCUUGUCUGAAUAAAGCAGUCUGUGUUGAUGAUAUUAACUCUUACCACUGCUUGUGUCCAGAAGGCUUCACAGGUACUCACUGUGAAACAGAGGUAAAUGAAUGUCUUUCAAAUCCCUGCUUCAACAGAGCUACCUGUGAAGAUCAGAUUGCAGGUUUCCAUUGCAAGUGCUUGCCUGGAUUUAUUGGUGCUCUAUGCGAAAAAAACAUUAAUGAAUGUCUCAGUAGACCUUGUAAAAACGGAGCCACGUGCAAAGAUGGAAUCAAUGGCUAUAGGUGUCACUGUGUUACAGGAUAUACAGGGCCCCAAUGUGAAGUGAACAUCAAUGAAUGUGAAUCCAAUCCCUGUGAAAAUCAAGGAACGUGCAUGGAUGCCUUGAACUCAUACGUUUGUAAAUGUCCUCCUGGCUUUACAGGCAGCAGGUGUGAAACAGAGCAGUCUUCUGGAUUUAACUUGGAUUUCGAAGUCUCUGGAAUUUAUAGCUAUGUUUUGCUUGAUGGUGUCCUCCCCUCACUCAAUGAGAUCACAUGUGCAUUUUGGAUGAAAUCCUCCGAUACUACAAAUUAUGGGACUCCAAUUUCUUAUGCAGUGGAAAACGGAAGCGACAAUGCAUUCUUGAUUACAGAUUACAAUGGAUGGGUUCUGUAUGUUAAUGGGAAGGAAAGCAUUACAGAUUGCCCUUCUGUGAAUGAUGGCAAUUGGCAUCAUAUUGCUGUGACUUGGGCAAGUGGAGACGGAGCCUGGGGAGUGUACAUCGAUGGAAAAUUGUCUGACGGAGGCAAUGGCUUAUCUGUGGGAACAGAAAUCCCUGGUGGAGGUGCAUUAGUACUCGGACAGGAGCAAGAUCAAAGAGGAGAAGGCUUUAAUCCAGCUGAGUCUUUUGUUGGCUCAAUUAGCCAGCUAAACAUUUGGGGUUACGCUCUGCCUCCUGAACAGGUGAAGUCCUUGGCUACAUCAUGUCCAGAGGAUCUCCAGAAAGGCAACGUAUUAGCUUGGCCAGAUUUUCUUACUGGGGUUGUUGGAAGAGUGAAAAUAGAUCCCAGGAGCAUCUUCUGUGCUGAUUGUCAACCUUUAGAAGGAUCCAUUCCCCACCUGAAAACUUCAUCAGCUACUUUAAAGCCAGGAUCAAAAAUCUCUCUCUAUUGCGACCCAGGUUUCCACAUAGUGGGAAAUUCUGUCCUGCAUUGUCUAAAUUUAGGACAGUGGGCACAACCUCUUCCACAUUGUGAAAGAAUUAGUUGUGGAGAACCUCCACCUUUAGAACAUGGAUUUUACUUGGCUGAGGAUUUCUUUGCUGGAAGUUUUGUAACCUACCAGUGCAAUAGUGGUUAUUACUUGCUGGGAGACUCAAGGAUGCUGUGUACAGACAAUGGAAGCUGGAAUAUUAUUUCACCAUCUUGCCUUGAUGUUGAUGAAUGUGCAGUUGGUUCAGACUGUGACUCCCAUGCUUCUUGCCUUAACACAAAUGGAUCCUACAUAUGUACCUGCAUUCACCCAUAUACAGGAGACGGCAAGAAAUGUGCAGAACCCGUAAAAUGCAAACACCCAGGAGAUCCUGAACAUGGUCGCUCGCAUGGUGUCAGCUACACUGUUGGUAGCGAAAUCAGGUUUUCAUGUGAAAAGGGCUACCAGCUAAAAGGAGUGAGUCAAGUUACGUGUUUGGAAUCUGGGGAAUGGAGCCAUCUGAUACCAUUUUGCGAAGCUAUUUCCUGUGGUAUUCCACCCCACCCUAAAAAUGGUGCAAUCGAUGGCUCCAGAUUUACAUUUGGUAGUAAAGUAAUGUUCAGAUGCGAAGAAGGAUACGUUUUAGUGGGUGAAGCAGAAGCAACAUGUCAAGCGAAUGGUAGAUGGAACCAUUCUUCCCCGUUUUGUGAAUUAGUACAAUGUUCCCUCCCAAAAGAAAUAAAGAAUGGAAAAUAUAUCAUGAACGGUGUGAUGUACCUUUCUAAUGUAUCUUACACAUGUGACGUGGGGUACAGGCUACAAGGACCAUCUGUACUUGUAUGUGAAGCUUUAGGUAACUGGAGCAGCUCACCUCCAGAUUGUGAAAUCAUUUCUUGCGGCCUUCCUCCAGUAAUUAAAGAUGCUGCUGUUACUGGAAACAACUUUACCUUUGGGAAUACUGUCACUUAUACGUGUAAGGAAGGCUACACAUUACUUGGCCCUGACACUGUGUCAUGUUUGUCCAAUGGCAAGUGGAACCUCAGUCAACAACAGUGUGUGGCAGUAUCCUGUGAUGAGCCGCCUCCUGUGGAACAUGCUUCUCCAGAAAGUGGACAUCGAUUAUUUGGCGAUAUAGCAAUCUACUAUUGCUCUGAUGGGUACAGUCUGGCUGGCAAUUCCCAGUUACUUUGUAAUGCCCAGGGCAAAUGGAUGCCCCCUGCAGACCAAGAUAUUCCUGAAUGCAUAGCUGACUUCUGCAAGAGGCCCGAGUCUGUCUCAUACAGCAUCUUGGAAUCUUCAAACAAGGCCAGAUUUUCAGCUGGGUCAGUUGUGAGCUUCAAGUGUACGGAAGGUUUCGUUUUAAACACUUCUGCUAAAAUAGAAUGUGUCCGAGGUGGUCAGUGGAACCCGUCUCCCUUGGCGAUCCAGUGCAUCCCCGUUCGUUGUGGAGAACCAGCAAGCAUUGCAAAUGGAUAUUCAAUUGGCACCAAUUACAGUUUUGGGGCCAUUGUGGCUUAUAGCUGUAUUAGAGGCUACUAUAUUAAAGGAGAGAAGAAGAGAACGUGUGAAGCAACAGGAACAUGGAGUGGUACUGUGCCAACUUGUCAUCCAGUGUCCUGUGGUGAGCCACUAAAACUUGCAAAUGGAAUGAUUAAGAAUAUGACAGGACGUUCCUUUGGAAGUGAAGUGACAUACCAAUGUAAUGAAGGUUACCAGUUGAUCGGAAGUUCAAGGUUAUUUUGCCAGUCAAAUCGUCAAUGGUACAGUGAAGCACAACCUUCUUGUGUGAUCCUCAAUUGUGGAGAACCACCUACCUUCCAGCAUGGAUUCAGCAAGGGGAAAAAAUUUGAAGUGGGAGCCAAAGUCAGUUUUUUCUGUGUUGAAGGCUAUGAAUUGAUUGGAGAUGUUUCUUGGACCUGUCAGAAAUCAGGAAUGUGGAACAAAAAACAAAGCCCUCAAUGCAUCCCAACUAAGUGUCCUGAGCCACCAUUAACUGAGAAUCAACUUGUCUUGAAGGAGAUGGCUGAUCAAGUAGGGGUAGUACAGUUGUCAUGCAGAGAAGGCCUUAUUUUGUAUGGUGCUUCCAUCCUGAGAUGUUUGUCAUCCCAACAGUGGAAUGACUCUUUUCCUGUCUGCAAAAUGGUACUCUGUCGUAGACCUCCUUAUAUUCCUUUUGGGGACCCUGUGGUGUCUUCUCUGCAUUUUGGUAGCACAGUGAGCUACACAUGUAUGGAUGGAUUUUUGCUCAAGGGAACAUCUACUAUUAUUUGCCAAGCAGAUGGUACAUGGACUUCUCCACUUCCAGAAUGCAUUCCUGUGGAAUGCCCGCAGCCAGAGGAAAUUCAGAAUGGUAUUGUAGAUGUGCAAGGCCUCACCUAUCUCAGCACAGCACUGUAUAGUUGCAAACCAGGUUUUGAAUUAAUGGGAAACACAACGAUUCUUUGUGGAGAAGAUGGACGUUGGCUUGGAGGAGAGCCUUCUUGCAAGCCCAUUGAAUGCUCCAAACCCAGGGACAUUAAGAAUGGUCGGUAUUCAUAUGUUGAUCUACACUACACACACACAGUUACCUAUUCAUGUGACAGAGGAUUCCGGCUUGAGGGACAGAGAGUCCUAACCUGCCUGGAAACAAGGGAGUGGGAUACAAAGGCUCCAUCUUGUAGAGCAAUUAAUUGUGAUCCUCCUCAGCCUAUUGAGAAUGGGUUUGUAGAAGGUGCAGAUUACAGCUAUGGUGCCAUGGUUAUAUACAGCUGUAUUCCAGGAUUCCAGCUUUCUGGUCUUGCUAUGCAGAUCUGUGAGGAAUCGGGAUGGUCUAGUGUUAGUCCAGUUUGUCUACCAACAGACUGUGGCCUUCCUCCCCAUAUAGACUUUGGGGGAUAUGUAACAAUCAGCAAUGAAGAAAAGCAUUUUGGCCAAGAAGAUGUAUUUGAAGAAAGCUUCCUUAAACCAAGCCAAUCUAAUUUAUCUCCAAAAGAAACACAACAUUCCUCAAAAGCCAUUAAUAGUUUGCCACUAUCUAGCUAUUUAUAUGGGACUACAGUGUUGUAUAGUUGCUAUUCGGACUAUGAACUCUUAGGAAAUUCCGUGCUAGCUUGCCAAGAAGAUGGAAUGUGGAAUGGUAGUGCUCCUGCCUGUAUUUCCAUUCAAUGUGAAUUACCACUGUUCCCAGAAAAUGGCUUUGUACAUUUUACAGAGAACACUGUUGGUAGUACAGUGAAAUAUACCUGUAACCCAGGGUACAAGCUGAUUGGAUCAGAUACAAGACACUGUAUGUCAGGCAGGCAGUGGAGUGAUUCAGCACCAACCUGCAAGAUAAUAUCAUGUGCAGUGCCUAGCAGACCCAUGAAUGGCAUAGUAAAAGGAGAAUUUUACACCUAUGGUAGUGUGGUCCAAUAUGAUUGUGAUCAGGGGUUUCAGCUAAAUGGUUUAAAUAAGAGAACCUGCCAAUCUGAUCAGAAAUGGGAUGGAAAUGAACCACUGUGCAUUCCCAUUUCCUGUGGACAAGCUCCCUAUUUAGAGAACGGUGAAGUGAGUGGAGAAGAAUACACUUUCCAAAACCAUAUUGAGUACAGCUGCAAAGAAGGUUUCCUGUUGGAAGGGGAUCGGAUGAGAGUUUGUCUUGCAGAUGGGACCUGGAGUGGGAACACUCCAGUGUGUAGGCCAGUCCAGUGUCCUGAACCAGUGAAACUUGUUCAUGGCCGGAUCAUUGGAUCAGAAUUCGGCGUUGGAAAGAGAAUUAAGUUUUUCUGUGAUGAAGGGUAUAUAUUGCAUGGCACACUCUCUCGUACCUGCCAGGCUAAUGGAACAUGGGAUAAAGAACCUCCAUUCUGCGAACCUGUCAACUGUGGGCCUCCUGAGGACAUCUCCCAUGGUUUCCUGAAUGGUUCUGUCUUUAGUUUUGGGGAAUAUGUAGAGUAUGUUUGCUUCCCUGGUUAUGAGUUACAAGGUAACCCAGUGAGGCAAUGUCAGUCAAAUGGUUUAUGGAGUGGAAGACCCUCUUCUUGCCUGCUUUGUGAGUGCCCUAUACCCACCAUUCAGAAUGGGAUAGUUACAGGUAGCCAUUUUGGCUGUGGCAAGAAGAUAGAAUUUCAAUGUCUAGAAGGUUUCAAACUGCUAGGACCUUCAGAAAUCACAUGUGAAGCUAUUGGCAGAUGGAGUUCUGGCUUCCCACAUUGUGGGCUGAUUUCCUGUGGCCCUCCACCUGUGAUUCCCUAUGCAUUUAUCAACGGAGGCAGUUCAGUGGAUCAAAACACCAUAAUUUAUAAUUGUGAGAUGGGUUAUGUGAUGCAAGGAAGCUCGGAAUUGACUUGUACAGAAAAAGGCGUCUGGAGUAGGCCAUAUCCAAAUUGCACGUUACUGACCUGUGGACCACCACCUGCUGUGCCUCAUGCAGUUGCUUUUGGAGAAUCUCAAGACUAUGGAAGUAAAGUUCAAUAUAGAUGUCUGGAGGGUUAUAUGAUAGAAACAGAAGUGGAUAUAUGCACCUGUCAGGAAGAUGGGCACUGGUUCCCUAAUACUAUUUCCUGUUGUCCCAGAAAAUGUCCCAUGCCACCAAAUAUAACCAAUGUUAUUAUUUCUGGUACUGAAUUUACUGUGAAUAAAAGCAUCACCUUAUCGUGUCCAGAAGGCUAUCUUUUGAUGGGUACCAGCACCUCCACUUGCCAGCAUAAUGGGACCUGGAUACCAUUAUUUUCUAAUGAGAUCUGCACUCUGCUCUCCUGUGGAAAACCUGAAGCUCCCGAAUAUGGGGUUGUGAUUGGCAACCAAUACAAUUACAAAGAUACCGUCCUUUAUAAAUGCAGCUUGGGUUAUGAAUUAGAGGGUGAUGCAGAACGCAUCUGUCAAGGAGAUAAAUUAUGGAGUGGAGUAACACCAGUAUGUAAAAAAACCAGAUGCGAAGCUCCAGAAUUGAUUGAGAAUGGAAAUGUUGUCUCUGAAAAUAAUACAGUUGGCAGCAGAACUGCAUAUUACUGCAAUAGGGGUUAUAGUUUGGAAGGCGAACCGAUUGCAGAAUGCACAGAAGCCGGAAUAUGGAGCCACCCAACACCUUCAUGCAAGCCAAAUCCGUGCCCUGUACCUAUUAUAAUUCCAGAAAAUGCCAUCCUCUCAGAAACAACAUUUUAUGUUGGACAAGAGGUAUUUAUCAAAUGCAGAGAAGGCUAUCAGCUUCAGGGACAAUCUGUAAUUAGCUGUAAUCCUGAUGAGGUCUGGACUCCAACCAAAGCUAAAUGUGAGAGGAUCUCUUGUGGGCCACCUGCUCAUGUAGAGCAUGCUUUGGUACGUGGAACAUUUUAUCAAUAUGGAGAUAUGGUGACCUACUCAUGCUACAGUGGAUACAUGCUAGAAGGCUCCCUUCGAAGUGUCUGCUUAGAGAACGGAACCUGGGCAGGAACACCAGCUUGCAAAGCUGUUUGCCGGUUCCCAUGUCAGAAUGGUGGUGUUUGUGAGAGGCCAAAUGUUUGUUCCUGUCUUGAAGGUUGGAUGGGGCGCCUGUGUGAAGAGCCCAUCUGCAUCCUGCAUUGUCUGAAUGGAGGUCGAUGCGUGGCCCCUUACCAAUGUGAUUGCCCAACUGGAUGGACAGGCUCACGCUGCCAUCAGGCUGUUUGUCACUCUCCAUGCUUAAAUGGUGGGAAAUGUAUACGACCAAACCGAUGCCAUUGUACUUCACCAUGGACUGGACAUGACUGCUCUAGGAAACGGAAAUCUGGAUUCCACCACUUUUAAUUUAAGAGCAAAAACUAUGAAGACUCUGAUUCCAAUCCAGUGGAUUUUGGUACUACAGUCACUGUAAAAUCAAAUAUAGUGGAUUUUUUAAAAACUGUUUCGAAUUUAUUAUUAUAUUUUUUUUCUUAAACAUUUAAUUAAUGUUUGAAUGGAAGCGUCUGUAUGGGGUUUUUUUCUCUUGCAGAAAGAUACAUGCUAAAAAUGUUGCUGCUGUCAAACACACAAAUGUACAAAUUUUGUUCACUGAAAGAGAAAACCUUACAGUCUUUCAUAUUAUGGGUGCAAAACUCUUAUGUCUAAGUUGUAUUCCAUGGCCAAAAAAGAUGCUUGCAUUGGGGAUGAAACUUAAUUAAACUCAUAUUUCCUUUCCCCCUCCCACCUCAUGUAAUGAUGUAACAUAAGUGAAAAUGUAAGUGAAUGCAUUAGACUUAAGAACUAUGAUUUCUCAGAUCUUAAGUCGAACCUUCUUAAACUUGGUCUCGUCUCUCUUAUUGGAUCCACUAUUGAAAGCAAUUCAGAAAUAGAGAGAUGAACGAUAAGACAUGGAAAAGAGGAAAAUUCAGUGUCUCCAUCAUGAUCUUUUUAUAUGCUAACGUACCUGAUAUCUUUUAUAAGUAAAUGAGAUGAAUAAUAAAUGACUGCCCUGUUAGAUCUGGUUUUGGUCUAAGAAACCUCCUACAAACCAUUUGUCUAUUUCAUUAUAGUAGUUGCAAGAUGAACAAUAUUUAGUUACUGUAGUUUGAUGGAACAAAUUUGAAUCUAGAUCAGGGGUCUCCAACCUUGGCAACUUUAAGCCUGGAGGACUUCAACUCCCAGAAUGCCCCAGCCAGCUUUGGGCAUUCUGGGAGUUGAAGUCCUCCAGGCUUAAAGUUGCCAAGGUUGGAGACCCCGAUCUAGAGCAUCAGGCAUUCCAAAUAGUUCGAAGUUGGUAAAUAAGAAUAUUUUGUUUUCAAAAUAAAUCUGAAUAUAUGAAGGCCACCAACCCCACCACUCAUGCUAAGGAAAUACUUAAGGUAUUUUUCCAUGGCUUGGAAGACUGUUGCUUAACAGGGAACUCCCAAUAUGGAAUUAUUUCAGAUUUGAUAAGAAUACUAAAAAACCAGAGACCCAGUCCAUGUUUUCUUCUAUGUAGGCCAGUGAGUGGGCUAUCUGUGAAGGAAAAAGAAUGGGGAAGGGAGGAGAUACGUCAGUAGAGACUCAACUGCCUACAAAAAUGUUUUGCUGGAUGCUAAAAUCAAGCCUGUUUACUGGGGAAGGUACUUGUUAUUUUAUCAUGGAUAAAUAUUUAAAAUAUAUGUGGAUUUGGUGAAUGAUUAGCACUUAGUUCAAAAUAAGUAAAACAGUAGUUGUCUUUCCAAUGGAAAAAAAAGUGAAAAUCAGAUUUCGUGUUUUUGAUAUUAUUUGCCAGAAUGCAACCCUUGUCAAAACAUGACAAAUAGCUUCCAGUUUCCAUUGAAAUUAAUAAGUAGUUGUUACUUAUCCUGGAUUUAAAAUUUAAGACUUUUUUAAAAUAACAUUCCUCAACAUAGUCAUUUCUCAGGAAAAGAAUUGCUGGGUCCCAAUUGAAAAGGCAGCAUGGUAGUAGUAAAAGCCAGUAAUACAAAAAGGCUGUUUAUUACAGUUGAAUACUGUAAUAAUUAUAUCCAGAGACAUCCACCGGAGUAAUUUAGUUGCUGCUAAGGUGAAAAGUGGGAAAGACAACUAAUGUGUUUGUUUCUUACUGCAUUACUUUCCUGUUAAGACAGUGCAUAGGUAUUGCAAUGGAUGCAUCUGUAUUAGCACCUUUUUUUCACAAAUGGAACCUUAUAUAUUCGAAGCAAUUCUCUUUAUCUUUCCCUGCUCUAUUAUAGCAAUUUUAUUUCAGAUCAGGUUGAAAGUUACUCUUUCCGUAAGCAAAAACUGAAGGGUGGACAUAACAUUAAAUGUGUAUAUGGGAAUAGCAUGACUAAUUUUCUGUGGAGGAAAGUUUCCUGAGAGGUUUGAUAAUGACAGUGACUAAAAUAAUAGAUUUGAAAAGAGAAUGCUUUUUUCCUCAUUUUUCCCCCCUCUCCUUGUAUUGCAUUAUUUGCUGUAUUGCACUUGCUGGUUUCUUUUUAUUUAGCAGAGAGGUCUCUUGCUGAUAGAGACAAGACACUCCAAAUUAGCAAUCUACCUCCAAGGGUUGCGCCAACAUACAUUUUUCUUCACAGCAGCGUGGAGGUGGUGUGCAAUUCCCUUCUGGGAUUUUGUUAGAGAGACUUGAAAUUUUUAAAUGUUCUCCCAUCCGAAUACUAGCCAUGCCCAACCCUGCUUGGCCUAAGAACCCAGAGUGUAUCAACUCGGUGCUACAGAACACAAUGCAAAAAUAAAUAUUAUGAACGUAUUAAAGCAAAGCAUACGUAGCCACCAGUGAAAGACGUAUGUCAGACACUGUUGGGUUUUGUGGUUUGAAUGAUAUGGGCAGAAACAGCAAUUUGCGCAUAUUGAGUUUUUGGGAGCCAUGCUUAAAUUGUUCAGAUUGCACACUUUUCUAUUGUUUUGCAAAUACUACAAUCUGAAACAUCUGCAAAUCUUUACAGAUGAGAAAAAACGUGAUUAAUUCAUAUCUGUAGUAUACUACAUAUAUUUAUAAAUACUAUGCCACCCUAUUAUAAUUUGUUCUGUGGACAGGGACUAGCCCAGUGUGUAGAUUCAACACUGUAAUUCCACUUCCAGUUUAUUGAGGAAGCUGCAUUACAGUAUAGAAGUGAGUAAUUAUAGCUUGUAUGGUCACACUAUUUAUCCAUGUCUUUCCCUUCUUGGGCAUGCUUGCGUAUGUUUAUAAUUUUACACUCAAGUUCUUUCAAAGGAUUUUUAGUCAUUUAGAAGGAAGAAGCAGACCUAAAAAAUUUUCCUCCUAAGCAUUUUCCAAAUUAAAAGGAAAAUUGAAAUACGUGUUCAGUUUUAAGCAGGAAGCAAAACCUCUGAGAGACAGCAAUUUGCUUAUUAGCACAACAGCAGUUAGUAAAUAAACCCAUCCAUAUUUUUUCUAGUAAGAAAUUGGGUUGGUUUUUUUUCACUCAUUCUAAGAGCAUCUAUUACUAAAACUGAAAUACAUCUUAUUCAAGCUCUUCCAGAAAAUAUAGCAAUAACAUUUUCAGUGGCUGGCUUUCCAUCCUAAUGAUCUUUAAGAGGCUUCCAAUUCCACAUUAGUUUUUAAUAUAUGCAGCCCAUUCUAAGAAAUCCAUUUCACCAGGCCUACACCCGGGAGGUGGGGGGGGGGGCAGAUCCUAAGUCAAGUAUGUAUAAAAUUUCAGCUAGAAGACUAAUCUUCAUAAAAUGGGAAAAGAACUCUAAAAUAAAUAAGCCAUCCUUGUAGUACCUUUUUCUUUGCAAGAUUCCUUCUUUUCCUAUUUAUUCACACACACUGUAUAUGAAUGGCUGUACUAUGAGCCAAAAUGUUUGUCUGGCAAAUGAUAGAAGAUAACAUACAAAAAUGAAACAAUAUUGCUUAUUUUCAGUACUAGCUGUUCAUACAUUUUCCCCACUUAUUUGAAUUAAUAUAGAAGGUGCAAAAUCUGAUCUAAAAAGGAUGUACACGAUCUAGGUCUGCGAGCAGGAAGUGUGAUGCCUGAAAGGAAAAAGCCGGAGAGUCAAAAUUAGGUGGUUGUUCUUCUAUUAUUACAUCCGUAGAAGAAGAAGAAUUGCUCUUUUUUAAACUACGGUUUAAACCCAUAAAAUAUAUUGUAAUUUAUGUUACCACCUGUCUUGUGUUUCAACAAUUUCUAUGUGAUGCACUUUACAUUGUAAAUAAAGUUGCACCCCAUUUAGUACC